GUCAGAUACAGAGGCAAAAUAUCGCGCUUGUAUCACAGCUUGCAUGCAAAUAUGCGAUCCCUAUCCACUUCAUUCGUUCGGGGGCCGACAGAGCCCGCAUUGCUAACUCAAACCUUUCCCGAAUUUUACAGCGAGAGACUUCUCCCAAAGUUUUCGUCCAAUAUAGCCCUAGUUAGCACGCAGGAAGCUCCGAAUGCUCAUGGUGCCCCAGGUGGACUGCUGUCUGAAUCACCCAAGUAUUUGAGAUGGACAUUUGAGGAUAUGCACCACCAUGUGGCUGCUCUUUCCAGAGGUCUGGUCCAUUUAGGGGUGAAAAAGGGGGACCGAGUGGGCGUUGUCAUGGGCAAUUGCAGCACCUAUGCCUGUUUACAAUGGGCGGCAGCUAGUAUUGGCGCUGUAUUGGUUACCAUUAAUCCUGCGUAUCGGAUUCGCGAGCUGAUAGGCGUCAUGAAGCUUGCCGGGGUGUCAUCUUUGUUUAUCACUCCAAAAUUGCGUUCUUCUCGAUAUAUCGACCUUCUUCUUCAAGAAAUGCCGCAUCUCGCAUCAUCUGAUGGCCAGGGCGACGCGGAUCUUCCCCUUCAAAAUAUAAUCAUCACCGAUAACAUAUCAAGGGAAGGAGGCGACUUCCACGCAGAACUGUCAAGAAUCCCUAUAGCGGUUGGUUUUCGCGACCUGCUGAUAUGGAGAGAAGAUGGCGAAUCUGUCAAUGAAGUCAAAUCGAUUGAGAAGUCACUGCAUCGUGACGAGGUGAUAAACCUGCAAUUCACAAGUGGUACAACAGGAUUACCAAAAGCAGUUUCGUUAUCGCACGCCAACCUGUUGAAUAAUGCUCAUUCUAUAGGAAGAUGCAUGGAUCUUACACCCGCGGACAAGAUAUGCAACAUACCUCCGCUUUUCCACUGCUUUGGGCUGGUCUUAGGAAAUCUCGCGUCCUGGGUUCAUGCGUCCGCUAUUGUUUACAGCGCAGAAAGUUUCGAUCCGAGAGCUGCCCUUGAUGCGAUGGAAGCAGAAAGAUGUACAGGAGUUCACGGCGUGCCCACGCACUUCCUGGGCUUGCUAGAAACGCUUGAGGCAGGGAAACCCUGUGGAGAGCAAUGGAACCUUUCCACGUUAAGAACCGGGAUUGCCGCGGGCACAACCAUACCAUUGGAUAUGAUGAGGCAAUUGAUUCAAAAACUGAAUCUAACUGAACUGACAAUUGCCUAUGGCAUGACGGAAACGAGUCCUGUGUCUUUCCAAACAGUCCCAUUGGAUCCUUUGAAAAAGCGGACAGAGACGGUUGGACGUGUUCAGCCGCAUGUCGCGGCCAAGAUUGUGGACUCCAAUAACAAUAUAGUCCCCGUCGGCACGCCAGGCGAGCUCUGGGUGUCUGGCUAUAACGUCCAUAAAGGGUACUGGGAUGACCCUGAACAGAGCGCUGCCAUAUUGGCACGAGCACCAGCCCCCGAUGACCCAGGCGAGGGCGAUUUGGUGUGGCUGAAAACAGGUGACAUAGGCGUUCUCGACGAGGAUGGUUAUCUUAGAAUCGUUGGCAGAAUGAAAGAUAUCAUCAUUCGAGGAGGAGAGAAUCUGUUUCCCGUCCAAAUUGAGAACGUGUUGACUGCGCAUCCUGCGAUUAAGGAAGCAGCGGCCGUCUCCGUCCCCGAUCAGAAGUAUGGAGAAGUUGUCGGGGUAUGGAUCGUUCGAGAACAGAGAUCCAUUCACCCUGCAACACCUGAGCUUACCAACAAGGAUGUUAUAUCGAUCGUGAAACAAGCAAUGAACCCUCAGAAUGCUCCAUCCUGGGUAUGGUUCGUGGGUGAAGGUGCAGCGAAAGAAUCAGGUUAUGAUAUACUCCCUAAGACUGGGAGCGGUAAAGUUCAAAAGAACAUUCUCCGCAUUUGGAGUCGGGAGAUGGCUGCACAAAACAUAGGGCUUGUUUCGCAUUGAUGAAGUGCAUCCGUGCAGCGUUCAUCGGAGCAUAAGACUGAUAUUCCGCAGACAAUUAUUGGCUUCCGCGCUCCCGGCCUAUGUGCAUGUGCUCUUCUUACGGCGUCCAAAUGUCAUAGCGAUCUGACAGUGCGGUCAUGUAUUUGCAAACUCCAACCCAUACCUUUGCGAAACGUGUUAGCAAAUAUGUGCACGAGAGAUAUUGAGCUGUAAUG
This is a messenger RNA of Cantharellus anzutake, 2144 nucleotides long. RefSeq names its product acyl-CoA synthetase. Gene Ontology annotation, biological process: fatty acid metabolic process. Gene Ontology annotation, molecular function: medium-chain fatty acid-CoA ligase activity. Bases 52 to 1929 code for a protein of 625 amino acids. The transcript is spliced from 15 exons. Lineage: Eukaryota; Fungi; Basidiomycota; Agaricomycetes; Cantharellales; Hydnaceae. The record is from RefSeq and is a predicted model, not a curated record.